This is a messenger RNA of Danio rerio (zebrafish), 1681 nucleotides long. RefSeq names its product lipase, hepatic a (gene lipca). Gene Ontology annotation, cellular component: extracellular region. Gene Ontology annotation, biological process: lipid metabolic process. NCBI's taxonomy places the organism in Eukaryota, Metazoa, Chordata, Actinopteri, Cypriniformes, Danionidae. Gene Ontology annotation, molecular function: phosphatidylcholine lysophospholipase A1 activity; carboxylic ester hydrolase activity; lipase activity. The record is from RefSeq and is marked provisional.
GAAAAAGAGUGAGAGGAAAUAUUGGGCUUAUCUUUUGGGGCUUCAGAUGUGACUUUAACAUGAAGACUCUUAUUAAAAUAGUCUCGUGCUUUCUGAUGAUCUCACAGCUCACUGAUGGAGCAACGUUUCAGGGAAAUCGAGCAGACACUGAGCCUGAAGCCAAGAUGAAGAUGCGAUAUGAACCUAAAUCAGUCUUCAGGGUUUACACUGAUGGAGAAUACAUAGAGGAUACAUGCGCACUGGAGCUCUUCCAGCCUCACACACUGGACGCCUGUGGCUUCAACAGCAGCCUUCCUCUCGCUAUCAUCAUUCAUGGCUGGUCGGUAGACGGAAUGAUGGAGAAAUGGAUUUCUCGGCUGGCAUCAGCACUGAAGAGCUCAGAGGGAAACAUCAAUGUGCUGAUUGCAGAUUGGCUGACUCUGGCACACCAGCACUAUCCUAUAGCAGCGCAGAACACACGAAUAGUGGGACAGGACAUUGCCCACCUGCUGAGCUGGCUAGAGGAUUUCAAACAAUUUCCUCUGGGAAAAGUUCAUUUGAUUGGCUACAGUCUUGGAGCUCAUAUAUCUGGAUUUGCUGGGAGUAACCUAGCUAUGUCUGGGAGAACCCUGGGAAGAAUUACUGGUUUGGAUCCUGCCGGUCCGAUGUUUGAGGGAAUGUCUCAUACUGACAGACUCUCACCGGAAGAUGCUAAGUUUGUGGAUGCCAUCCAUACAUUUACCCUGCAGCGCAUGGGACUCAGUGUGGGCAUCAAACAGCCUGUGGCCCACUUUGAUUUCUACCCCAAUGGAGGAUCAUUUCAACCCGGAUGCCAGCUGCACAUGCAGAACAUUUAUGCACAUUUAGCUCAGCACGGGAUAAUGGGAUUCGAGCAGACGGUCAAGUGUGCCCAUGAGCGCGCCGUGCAUCUCUUCAUUGACUCCCUGUUGAACAAAGACAAGCAGAUAAUGGCCUACAAGUGCAGCGACAACACCGCUUUCGAUAAAGGCAACUGUCUGGACUGCCGAAAGAAUCGCUGCAACACUUUGGGUUAUGACAUCAAGAAAGUGCGCACUGGCAAAAGCAAGAGGCUGUUUCUCAAAACCCGUUCACACAUGCCAUACAAAUUGUUCCACUAUCAGUUCAGGAUCCAGUUCAUCAACCAGAUUGAUAAGAUCGAUCCCACUCUCACAGUCUCUCUAACCGGGACACUUGGAGAGAGUGAAAAUCUCCCCAUAACACUUGUCGAGGAGAUUUCAGGUAACAAGACCUUCACGUUGCUCAUCACUCUGGAUACAGACAUCGGUGACCUGAUGAUAAUGCGCUUCACGUGGGAAGGAAACCCAGUGUGGGCAAACAUGUGGAACACAGUUAAGACCAUCAUACCCUGGGGCAAAAAGAGCAAAGGACCGCAGCUUACUUUUGGGAAGAUUACCGUGAAAUCUGGAGAGAGCCAGAGGAAAACAACGUUUUGUCCUCAGACAGACGAAGGCUUGAGCAUCGAGAUGUUGCAGGAGAAAGUGUUCGUGCGCUGUGAAAAACAGAAACCGGGGGGGAUAAAACACACUCACCUCAGACACUUUCACAUCCAGUCGGACUUGUCUUUUUGGAUGGGGGACAGCUGAAUUUCCUGUAAUAUAGCCUAUAUGCUUCGUGUUUUUACUUUUGUAUUGUUUAAAAAAUUAAAGAAUGGUCAAAUUUA